GCAGCCGUGUACAGAAUUUGCGCUGAUGGAGCGGCGAACAGACUGUUCGAUGCUCUGUCAUCUCGAGGCUUUCGCGAUUUUGCAGAAGCUGGCCCUGUUCCAAUGUCGCCGUCCGAAAAGGGCCAAUUUGUUCCACCGAAUGAGAUCGUCGGUGACCUCGAUUCCCUGCGACCCGAGGUGCGACAAUUCUUCGAGCAAAGGGGGACUCAAAUCGUGCAGCGGCCAUCACAAUAUGCCACUGACUUGCAAAAAUCGAUCCAGCGAGCCGAGGACAUGGAGGAAGAGUCAGGAGGCUGGUUGCGUGGGGAUUUGUUGAUCUACGGCGGAUUAUCUGGGCGUUUCGAUCAGACUUGCCACACUCUGCAUGUGCUGUGGCAGCUCGCCGAGGGUCGCAAUCGGGCGUGGGUUGUCAACGACGACAGCGUCACGUGGUUGCUGCCGGCUGGCGAGCACGACUUGCAGAUGUCACAGCGCGUUAUGGGUAAGACAUGUGGCGUGCUUCCGUUGGGCAUCGGCGUGCAGAAUGGAGGGGCACGCGUAGUGACGAAUGGUCUCCGGUGGAAUUUGAAUGCGGACACUGGCACGCACCUGGGAGGGCUGCUCUCCACUUCCAACCAUAUGGCCAACGAAGAUGGCAUCGUUAAGUUGCAGACGGAUCAGCCGGUCUAUUGGACUGUCGAGCUCAAGUCUGAUGCGGAGAUCGCCAGCGCUAAGCGAAACUUGUAA
Tilletiaria anomala UBC 951 is the source of this 726-nucleotide messenger RNA. RefSeq names its product thiamine pyrophosphokinase. The annotation marks the transcript as partial. Gene Ontology annotation, molecular function: ATP binding; thiamine diphosphokinase activity; thiamine binding. The record is from RefSeq and is a predicted model, not a curated record. The transcript is spliced from 3 exons. Gene Ontology annotation, biological process: thiamine metabolic process; thiamine diphosphate biosynthetic process. NCBI's taxonomy places the organism in Eukaryota, Fungi, Basidiomycota, Exobasidiomycetes, Georgefischeriales, Tilletiariaceae.